AUGGGAAAAGGGGACAAUGGUCAAAAACUAGACAAUGAGAGGAGGAGGCACUUCUUCUGCAUUUGCAGAGAAAGUGAGCAACGAGCGUUGGAGAGCUUGAAGAAAGAAGUAGAUGAUCCCUCGGAUCUUCUCUCUUCUUGGGUUGUUGGAAAAGAUUGUUGCAAAUGGGAAGGGGUCGUGUGCGACCAUCUGACUCGUCAUGUGAUUGAGCUACACAUAAUUAGUGAUUGGGAAGAAUCGAGCUAUGUACGUAUCAAUAGCCUUGAGUGGCUGCCAAGUCUUUUGAGUCUUGAGCACUUGGAGAUACAUUAUGUGGAUCUUAGCAGUGCAACUAAUUGGCUACAGGUCAUUAACAUGCUUCCUUCUCUUGUUCGUCUUUAUUUAUCCAAUUGUGGUCUUCAUCAUAUGACACCUCUACUUCAUCACAAUUUUUCUUCACUUGAGACCCUCGAUCUUUCCGAGAACAACUUUAAUUCUCCUGUUCCCAAUUGGGUUUUCAACCUCGCCAGUCUCGUUUAUCUUGAUUUGAGUAGUAGUAAUUUUACUGGCCCGUUUCCUGACGGUCCAGUUAACUUGACUUCUCUCACAGCCUUCAUGGCUUAUUAUAACUCUUUCAAUUGUCUUUUACCCAAAUGGUUGUUUGAUCUAAGUAAUCUUGAAUAUAUUGAUCUCCAUGGGAGUGGACUUGAAGGUGCGAUUCCGAGUAAGAGCGAAAAUAUAACAAAACUUAAAUUUCUUGAUCUUUCUCAUAAUAUGCUUUCUGGAAAGUUUACAAAUCUAAUUGUAAAGUUAAAGAAAUUAGGAUAUCUUGGUCUCUCAAAUAAUCUAUUUGAUGGGGAAGUAUCUGAAAUGGGAAAUAGUUCUUCUCUGAGUCAUUUGUAUCUAGACCACAAUAAACUCACUGGAACUUUCCCAAAAAGUCUUGGUAAACUUUCAGCGCUAGAAGACUUUUCCAUCAGUCACAAUAGGUUGGAAGGUGUUGUAACAGAAAGUCAUUUCUCUGAAUUAACACAACUAACGGACUUCAGUGCAUCUAGAAAUAAUCUAACUUUAAAAGUGAGUGAAAAUUGGAUUCCACCUUUUCAAGCCAUGUACAUUGUCAUAGGUGGCUGGAAUAUAGGCCCUCUGUUUCCCAUGUGGCUCCGAACUCAAAAGAUGAUGAUGUAUGUUGACAUAUCAGAUGGUGGAAUACAAGGUGAGGUUCCAGCUUGGUUUUGGAACUUGGCUUCUCAAAUUCGACUUCUCAAUCUUUCUCACAACCAAUUUGUUGGUGAGGUUCCAAACAUCUCAAUACCUUCUGGGUUAGUUGGAAAUGAAGUUGGUCCUUGGUCCAUUGACUUGAAUUCCAACAAAUUUAGUGGGCCACUACCGUUGAUUCCAACCACUGUAGUUGAGCUAGAUCUCUCAUACAAUUCUUUUUCAAAAGGUUUAUCUAACUUUUUGUGUGAAGGAAAAAAUGAAUCUUAUAAAUUGGUGAUCUUAAACCUCGGGGAAAACUAUUUAUCAGAAGAAAUUCCUGAUUGUUGGAUGAAUUGGCCAAAUUUGACAGUUUUAAUCUUGAGGGACAAUAACUUGAUUGGAGGCAUACCAGGAUCCAUGAAGGUUUUGAGUAAUUUGAAAUCCUUGGACUUCCGAAGAAAUAGACUUAAUGGUCCAUUUCCUUCAUCCUUGGGAAACUGCACAAAACUGCAUAAAAUAGAUUUAGCUGAGAAUGAGUUUGUUGGGAAAUUACCUUCUUGGUUGGGAUUGAGGUUUCCAACCUUGGUAGUUCUUAUCCUUCGGUCCAAUAAAUUCGAUGGUGAAUUGCCUCAAGAACUUUGUCACCUCAAAGAUCUUCAGAUCUUAGACCUUGCAAACAAUACAUUCAUUGGAAUCAUACCAAGGUGUAUUAGCAAUUUCAGUGCAAUGGUCAAAGGAAAAGCGGAAGUGGAAUAUUAUGAGUUAAAUUAUGCCCAUUAUUGGGCAUUUCUGAUAGAGAGCGCAAUGGUGAUGACUAAAGGCAACAUGUAUCAAUAUGACACCAUUUUGAAGUUGUUUACAAGUAUGGAUAUGUCUAGCAAUUAUCUUUCUGGACAUAUUCCUAUAAGUCUAACACGUCUUGAAGGAUUAAGAUCAUUUAAUUUUUCCAAAAAUAACCUAACUGGUGGGAUUCCAAAUGGUAUUGGCGACAUGAAAGCUUUGGAAUCUGUUGAUCUUUCAGAAAAUCAAUUUUAUGGUCAAAUCCCACAAAGCUUUUCGAGUUUGUUCACUUUGAGCUACUUGAAUCUAUCUGAUAAUAAUUUAUCAGGUAUGAUACCAUUGAGCACUCAGCUUCAAAGCUUUGAUCCCACUAGUUUUCAAGGAAACAAACUCUGCGGGCUUCCACUCUUGGUGAACUGCAGUUCAGGUGGUAAAACUCCAAAUCAUGAGUAUGAAAAAGAUGAGAAUGACAAAGAUGAAGUGGAUUGGUUCUACAUUUCAAUGGCAAUAGGAUUUUCACUAAGCUUUUGGGGUGUAUGUGGUUCAUUGCUCUUUAAGAGAUCAUGGAGACAUGCUUAUUUUCGUUUCUUAGACUGUAGCUGGGAAUGGUUGCUUGCAAAGGCUCCGAUAUGUUGA
This is a messenger RNA of Lycium barbarum (goji berry), 2595 nucleotides long. RefSeq names its product receptor-like protein EIX2. Bases 1 to 2595 code for a protein of 864 amino acids. The record is from RefSeq and is a predicted model, not a curated record. Gene Ontology annotation, molecular function: protein binding. NCBI's taxonomy places the organism in Eukaryota, Viridiplantae, Streptophyta, Magnoliopsida, Solanales, Solanaceae. The transcript is spliced from 2 exons.